UGGAGACGAAUAAAAUUCAUAUACGAAAACCGAAAUCCGGAAGGGAAAGCGCAAAAAAGCCCGCACCUUGGUGGCUUCGUGCUACCAAAUCGAACCCUCCCCCUCCCCGUCCCGUCUCAAGCGCCGGUAAACUUCGCCACGCCCCAAUCUCCAUUCGCCACAAACCCUAACCGCCCCUCUGUGUCGCGCCGCCGGCCGCCCCGCCACCCUCCUCGCCCUUCCAGGGCUCCGGCGAAGGCUGUAAUCCGCGGCGAGCGGCGGCGAUGGCAUCCACGGCGAAGGUCACCAUCACCCUCGGCCGCAGCGGUCAGGUUGUCAAAAGGCGAACUAUUUCUGAUAUUGGUAAUGAUGAUGAAGUGCCAGUAUCAGGAAGAAAGCGACCUGUCAGAGAGAGGUUAGGAAAUAAUGUGACUGAUUCUGAUUUUUAUGGAAACCAGCAGAGUAACAAAAGACGGCAAACAGAAAGCAGUAGCUCACAGCUUGGAGAUGAUGGUUUGGUUCGCCAGAUUGGCAGUGAUGAUUUAAGGCUGAAGCUUAUGAGGAAAGGCUUGACACAGAAGAGCAACAGUGAGGCAGAACAGAAUGGAGUGGAUCUCCGUGAAAAGCUUUCCAGGAAGUCGAAGAAACUCCAGGGAUAUGAGGCAAGAAGGGGUGAUCCAGAAUCAAGGUCUAGCUAUGAUGAGGGAGAAAUCCCAGAAUCAGGAUCUGGAUAUGGUUCGAGGGGGAGAGUUCCAGAGUCAAGAGCCUCUACCCUUGUAAGCCAAGUGCCUUCUUCAAGGAGUGGAGAUGGGUUGUUCAACUUGGAGUCUUCAGGAAAACCUUAUCCCUCGUGGACCGCUGAUGGUUUGAGGUAUACGUCCCCAGACAAGCUUCCAAGUGCUCGAAGAGACAUGACUCCCCCAAGAAGUGUUCGAAGAGUCAUGUCUCCCCCCAGGGCUGUUCGGAGAGGCAUGUCUCCCCCGAGAAGUUCUCGAAGAGGUAUGUCUCCGCCAAGAAGCGCUCGAAGAGGCAUGUCUCCGCCAAGAAGCGCUCGAAGAGGCAUGUCUCCUCCAAGAAGUGUUCAAAGAGGCAUGUCUCCUCCAAGAAGUGUUCAAAGAGGCAUGUCUCCCCCAAGAACAUAUGAUCAUACGGGGUCCAUUCCAUCCCUUCGACCUGUUGGUACCACAAGAUCUUCAAGUCAUAUCACAAGAGAUGCUGCUGACACAUUAAGAACCCAUCAACCUUACGAAGGCAACACUACCAUUUCGAUCGAUAGAGUACAACAAACUAAUGGAAUCACACCAUCUGGACGCCGGCCUACAUCCCCUAUGCUGAAAGAAGUACCGUCGACAGUUACUGGAUUACUGAAUUCAAUGGGACUUGAGAAGUAUGUUGUUCUCUUUCAGGCUGAGGAGGUGGAUAUGGCUGCGUUGAGUCAGAUGAAAGAUAGCGACCUUAAAGAUAUGGGAGUACCAAUGGGCCCCAGGAAGAAGAUACUCCUUGCGGCGGCACCUUACGGGAAACAACGGCAAAGAUGAGCAGCAUGUGCUCUGGGACGUGGAACGAACAUUUGCUGGGAAAUGCAUUUUUAUUGGUGUAAGCAUGCUCUACUGCGGAUCUUGUAUAUCCACACUGGUAGUCUGGCUUAGUUAACCUUUUUUGUUGCUGAUAGAUUAAUGUCGCCCAGUUCUUGGCUUGUGUAAAGUCAUGUCUGUCAGCUGAUGCUCCCAAAUCCUACCAUUCGGGAUGUGCUGCCCUGCUGUAUUUGUUAAGAGCAGCAGGGUUUGAAACAGAGUGGAUACAACAUGGUCUAGCGCCAUCAUCAAUCUGAACGUUCUGUAUUUUUGGGAACAUGGUGAGAGAUACAACUAAUCCAAUCUAUUAUGUGUGCCAAAUGGCCAUCGAAUUCCA
Messenger RNA from Aegilops tauschii subsp. strangulata, 1890 nucleotides. RefSeq lists its product as uncharacterized. The record is from RefSeq and is a predicted model, not a curated record. Lineage: Eukaryota; Viridiplantae; Streptophyta; Magnoliopsida; Poales; Poaceae. Gene Ontology annotation, molecular function: protein binding.